AUGUUGAAUGUUGGAUGUUGGAUGUUGGAUGUUGGAUGUUGGAUGUUGGAUGUUGGAUGUUGGAUGUUGGAUGUUGGAUGUUGGAUGUUGGAUGUUGGAUUUUGGAUGUUGGAUGUUGGAUGUUGGAUGUUGGAUGAGAGAACACAUUCCCAACGGCCAUCGACCCCGCAGAAGCAUUGUCUCGCCGAUCGGGCCGCUGCCUGGCUCGCUCCCUCUGGCAUACGGCGAUCGACAAAACCAUCUCGCUGCGACGCCGUGAACCUUGACACGAAGGCGCAAUGCCGUCUUGGUGGGCCCGCCCACGUGCUUUUCGGUUUAGCUGUGGCGUGCUGCGCACGGGUUCCUGGCAAUCGCAAAAACGGCGCACUGGCAACAAGGGCGCUGCUCAGCCGCACAGUCUGUGUGUGCUGCUGUGCAUGUACUGAUACAAAUGGACCUGGGAUGUUGAAGUUGGAUUUGGGAUGUUGGAGUUGGACUGGGGUUGGAGCGGGUGCAUUGGGACAUUGGUAG
Molecule: messenger RNA, 510 nt
Organism: Polychytrium aggregatum
Lineage: Eukaryota; Fungi; Chytridiomycota; Chytridiomycetes; Polychytriales
Exons: 1
Coding region: 1-510 (169 amino acids)
Source: RefSeq, a predicted model, not a curated record